This is a messenger RNA of Lasiodiplodia theobromae, 1299 nucleotides long. RefSeq lists its product as uncharacterized. Lineage: Eukaryota; Fungi; Ascomycota; Dothideomycetes; Botryosphaeriales; Botryosphaeriaceae. The coding region runs from base 1 to 1299 and encodes 432 amino acids. The transcript is spliced from 2 exons. The record is from RefSeq and is a predicted model, not a curated record.
AUGGCCCCUCGCGAGAACACAACAAGACCUUCGCAAGGAAGGAAAUCUGUUCAGGCAUCAGAUCAGAAUUUUCAGAGCAGCUCGGGGAAUGGGACCUCAAAAUCGACCAACAAGACCAAUCGCUCACAAGCCUCGACCAGAACUGCCAAGGACAAAGACUGGGCUCAAACACUCCAAGAUGGUUACAGGGAAGGAAACAAAUGGUUCCGUUUCUUCAAAAAUAAAGAAGACUUGCGAAGAUUCGGCAAAACCAAGGAUUGCCUAGCUAAAAAGAGUGAGGACUUGUUGAAGCAGUUAAGGAGGAGAAGACGGGAACACAAAGACCCUCGGUACCAGCUACAUACACUCGAGACUAAGCUGGGACGAUUGAAACGCAAGCCCGAAGCUAACAUUUUCCACGAGUUGGAAGACCUUGUCUGCCCUGCAGCAGAAGGUCUAGCAGACAUUCAUGUCGACGACCCCGAGCUGGAAGAGAGGUACCUUGAUCUUGCUGAGGGUUGGGGAGAGCAAUGGGAUAAACGGAUACCGAUGCUUGAUAGACCACCGCCGAGCCCCGACUACUUCGUUGGCUUUUCUCGCAAUGCCUUCUUACCCGAUCAGCGCGACGAGCUCGACAGGAACGCCAACGCGACCACGACGUUUAAAGCGACAAGUCUCGUGUGCCUUCCUUUCCUCACAUGCGAAGCGAAGGCACUGGAUGUGUUUGAAGUUGCCGAAAGUCAAAAUUGUUGGAGCAUGUUCAUUGCUGUCCGCGCCACGGUCAAGCUCUUCGAGAUUGCCAAUUUGCAAGACGACAUUAACCGGGAGAUUCUGGCAUUUUCAGUUGGCUAUAACCAGAGGGACGUGGAAGUUCAUGCUUACUAUCCCAUUUUGGACAAAGACUGUACCAAAAUCUUCCGCCGAGAGAUACUUUCCAACUCUUUGAUGCCCAGCCGAAACUCUAACGAUCCAUGGAAGGCGUUGGAUCUGGUUCGAAAUGUGUAUGAGAUCUGGGCACCGGAACACCUCGACCGUGUGCGCAAGGCCAUCGAUGCCAUCUCUCAAAGGACUAUUUCUUCAAGCACGAAAGUCGGGUCGGCCGCGGAGGCACCGUCCGAGUUGGCGAGCUCUGCGUCAGACUCUCAUUCUUCGAGCACGGAAGUCCCGUCAGACGCGAGAUCACGACCGCGAUCGUCGAGUGCUGCAUCAGGGGCGUCAAAGAAGCGGCGUCUCGAGGACCAACCUGCUGGAAGCACAGGCAUGUCGUUUGACGCGGGUGCCCUCAGUUUGGAGGAAAGUUUGGAGGAAAGCAUCGAGUAG